AUGAAGUUCUCUGCUCUUGCAACCGUCCUCGUCUCCCUCGGUCUCGGUGCCGACCUUGCUGUCGCCAAAUGUGAUAGUGGUUGCUACCUCAAGGUCUGCGACUGGAGAAACCUCAAGGGCAAUUGUCAUACCAAGUGCUACCAAGGCAAAGACAUUGGCCAUGUGGUCAAGGUUGACAAAUCUGGCCUCAAGGGGCCCAUCGUUUCCGCAAAGAGCAGUAACGGUUGCGGGUGUACCUUUGGUUACAGCAGCGGAAGUGCCUGCCAAUAUGUCGGUUCCGGUUCCAAGGGAACCAACUUCGCGACCCAGUGUCUCAAGGGCGUCGACGAGGUGCAGUGCAACAGGCUCUAA
This is a messenger RNA of Fusarium subglutinans, 351 nucleotides long. RefSeq names its product elicitor. The coding region runs from base 1 to 351 and encodes 116 amino acids. The record is from RefSeq and is a predicted model, not a curated record. The transcript is spliced from 2 exons. NCBI's taxonomy places the organism in Eukaryota, Fungi, Ascomycota, Sordariomycetes, Hypocreales, Nectriaceae.